AUGGAUGAGAUGGAUUUCUUUGCCGAGAAGAAGAAGAAGAAAAGGGUAGCUGAUGAUGAUCAAAUUCUGCACCAAACGGAGCUUCAUGUGGAUACUAGCUUAGAUCUCCUUACAAAGAGUUCCACUUCUAAUGGAUCGACUAUGGGAGAAGGAUCAUCGGAAGAAAGGGGUAAUAAAAGAAAUGAGUUUGCAGCUAUGGUAGCUGAAUUGCACCACAUAAAUGCUGAAAAUCAACGCUUGAGAGAACUGGUUGAUGAGGUGAACGAUAAGUAUCAUGGUCUACACGAUCAACUUAUGAAACUGAUGGAAAAACAACGUAAGAAUGAGGGUAAGAAAGCUGAUAUGAUUCCAAAGCCAUUCUUGGAUAUUGGAGUUGCUGUGAAGGAAGAGACUUCGCAGCAAUAUUCCAAGGGAAAUCUGCAAGAAAGCAAAAACAUGAUUGACUUGAGUCAGAAGAUUUGCACUACAAGAGAUGUUACUCAGUUGGACCCAUCUGACAAAGCUAUUCCAAAGUGGAUCUCAAACGAAAUCACAAGAUUGAGUUCUUUCAAGGACGUCGAUGAAUCCUCAGAAACCAAGUCAAUGAUCAAGAAAGCUCGCGUGUCAGUUCGAUCAAGAUCUGUUUCUUCUAUGAUUUCUGAUGGAUGCCAAUGGAGAAAGUAUGGGCAGAAGAUAUCAAAAGGGAAUCCAUGUCCAAAAGCUUAUUAUCGAUGUUCAAUGGGGACUCGUUGUCCUAAUGAUGAAGUUGCGGCAGCUAACUAUUGCCCUAAUGUCCCUUUGAAGGUGCAAAGGAGUGCAGAGGAUCAAGGUGUGUUGAUCACAACAUAUGAAGGACAGCAUAAUCAUGUUCUCCCUCCCAGUGCCAAAGCAAUGGCAUCCACCACAUCUGCAGCUGCAUCAAUGCUUCUUUCAGGAUCAAUGCCAAGCUCAGAUGGUCUGCAACAUCCAAAUAUAUUAGAAAGUGCAACACUACCAUUUUCACAUAACUUAGCAACCCUCUCAGCUUCAGCUCCAUUUCCAACUAUUACUUUGGAUCUCACUAAAAGUGCCACCAAUACUAGCUCUCAACAGCUACCACAAGAGGCACCAAAUGAUUACCAACAUAGCUUCCUUUCCCCACUUUUGGCUCCAAACAUUUUUGACCCAAGUAAGCUUUCUAGCUUACAUGGCUCUCAGGGAACAGAAAGUGCUUCACUUUUUGACACAGUAAAAGCAGCAACAGCUGCUAUCACUACAGACCCCAAAUUUAGUGCAGCUCUUAUGGCUGCCAUAACAUCUAUUAUUGGAAGCUACAACAAGUUCAAAAGCACUUCAUUUGAUUUAUUUGAAAGGUGUCACAUUGGCAUUCAGAAGAGACGCUAUAAUAUUGCUGGAUUCUGUGAUUUUGGCUCCUGGGCAGCUUGCUUUUGUUCGAAGAUUGAAACUUUCUGUGAACAUGUAGCUGGUAAAAGUGUAAACUUGAAAAUGAUAAUAUUUACGUGCUAUUGGCUACCUACCCAUCCACCAUAUCUUGGUGAUCUAAGACUGAUAAGUAGAUACUUGAACAAGCGCAGGAAGCUGAAUUGGACUCUCAAUUUGCAAUCCCACUUGCAUAGCAACACUUGCCAUGCCCUUGCUCACCUCCUCUCUCACAUUUCUAAGUACAAAUAUUCACAUGAAACUCCAACUAAAACUCUCAAAACUCCUGAUAAUGGAAGUGGUCGAAUGGAUCAAGAAAAUCAAGUAAAGGAGCCUACGUGCACUGAAGUUAAUGAUUAUGAUGUUUUGGAUCCUAUAAGCCGGAAGGAUAUGCAGGAGAUCCAGGGAACCAUUGAUUGGGUUGGCGAAAUGGACAUGGAUUCUAUUUCCAACAAGAUGGUUGUAGAUGAUAUAGGACAUAUGAUGGAAAUAGAGGAAAUGUCUACUCAAGGAAGUGGUUUUGAUAAGGAGCAGAAGCUAAUAAAUCAGUUCGAGCUGGUUAUGAAAGGAAUCAAAGAAGAUCUUAUUUGUGAUAGUGGUUUAAUCCCCUUGAACAUGGGACUAGAUGAGGAACAUAGUGAUGGCUGUGAAGUUGGGUUGUCAAAUUACCCAGAAAUCUUGGAAGAUGGAGAAAUUUCUGGAAGUAGAAGAGGUUCAGAAGCAUGA
Messenger RNA from Sphenostylis stenocarpa, 2124 nucleotides. The record is from the annotation of a GenBank genome assembly. Lineage: Eukaryota; Viridiplantae; Streptophyta; Magnoliopsida; Fabales; Fabaceae.